CCGUGUAAAUGUAAUCUAGGCUUUACUCAUUAGUCUCUGUAGCACAACGCUCACAACAUUGGUAUACAGGUUGCGGUACAUUUUUCAGGUUCACCUUGGUGAGGCAAGGAGGCGACCUACAGUAUACACACAGGUUAUUAGAAAAAAAGUUAGCCAACAUCAUUUUCAUCUUCACUAAAGUCAACGAAACGAAAAGGCAACGGAGAGUAACAUGCUGAACUACAACAAGAUUCUCUACUUUUUCUUUCGGUGUGCCAUACAAGCUGUCGACGCUAUUCUUCGGACUUUGUUUAAGAGGCGUUUUACUCCUCUCACCGAAGAAAGUCUGCUUGGGAAUUUCUCUGACGCUGACCGGCGAUUGCUUUUUUCGGACACUACCAUUGGCCGUUGGUCUUACGAGGGGGUGCUUGUGUUGCAAAGAUCUUUCCAAAAUGACAAAACGGCGUCUGCUUUCACCAGAUAUUUGCUUGGAAAGUUGUUGGAAGGUAGCCUUCGAAAUCGACUUGCAGUACUACGCCGGCUGACUGUGGUUGAUUUAUCUACGUGUCCGAUAACUAAACCCAUAUUCAUCAUCGGGCCCUCUCGAUCAGGCACGACAUUUCUACAGAACCUGUUGUUUCAAGACCCUCAAAAUACGUCCAUGAAGGUAUAUGAGUUAAGACAGCCGGUGUCCGAGAUAACUUCUGUGGACAAACGCAUAGCGGCAAUCAAACAGGAAUUAGACAUGGCUUUCGACGCUUACCCUAUGGCUAAGACCAUUCACUACAUUCGGCCAGAGAUGCCAUACGAAUGCUUUUAUAUUUUUCGCAAUGUGGGUAUUUUCACCGUCGCUCCCAUACUGAGUAGCAACCCCAGUGAUUACUAUAACUGGCUUCGUGCGAGGACUAAAGCGCAGAUGGUGGAGGCUUACCGCUUCCACAAGAAACAACUUCAGUUAAUUUUACUUGCAAGGGGAACAGAUUUCAUCGAAAAGAGGCAACACCUUUUCCUAAAAGAGGCAAUGCACAGCGCUCACCUAGACGCCAUACUGGAGGUGUAUCCCGACGCUCGUUUUAUCCAUACGUUCCGAAACCCUUGCGCAACUGUGGCGUCCCUUUGUUCUCUCAAGGAGUGGACACUUCGAAUGUACGGCUGCAAAAUUGAUAAAAGUACACUGGAGAAGAUAGGUCAGAUAUUUUUACGCAACCCCUUGUUUCAAAGUGGCAACGAGUUGGUGAGGUUCAGAAAAAAACACAAGGAGGAAGAAAGCCGUUUUAUAGAUAUUAAUUAUGAAGAUCUUGUUGCAUCUCCAAUCGAGGCUGUCAGGCGGAUAUACGGACACUUUGGAAUGACAUUGUCUGAUCAAGCUUUAGAGAAAAUGAACGCUUACCAACGAGAAAAUCCCCAAAACAAGUAUGGGCGCCAUAAGUACAAUUUGGCAAGAUAUGGCCUUGGGGAGGAGGAGGUGUUAGAAUAUUUCAAAGAGUACAUAGAUUAUUUUGACGCUUCUGGGUGGUAG
Molecule: messenger RNA, 1498 nt
Organism: Lingula anatina
Lineage: Eukaryota; Metazoa; Brachiopoda; Lingulata; Lingulida; Lingulidae
Source: RefSeq, a predicted model, not a curated record